Molecule: messenger RNA, 2810 nt
Organism: Papilio xuthus (Asian swallowtail)
Lineage: Eukaryota; Metazoa; Arthropoda; Insecta; Lepidoptera; Papilionidae
Product: E3 ubiquitin-protein ligase UHRF1
Exons: 1
Coding region: 218-2749 (843 amino acids)
Biological process (GO): negative regulation of gene expression via chromosomal CpG island methylation; protein ubiquitination
Molecular function (GO): ubiquitin protein ligase activity; protein binding
Source: RefSeq, a predicted model, not a curated record
UCAAAUAUAAAAUAUCCACAGAGAAUAUUUUUCGACCUUAUCAACUAACAAUAAACAAACCGGAGAGAGGCGCCAUUUUUGCCUCCAUUUUGGCAGCAACCUUUAUCGCCAUUGGUUGGUAGUUAUUCACUUUUGUUGUACGAUAAAGUACUGUCAGCUGGCACUGUGUGUUUCGUAAAUUAAAACCACUGUUUUUGUUGUUAAUAACACUGUAAAAAUGCACGUGAGAAUAAGAACUUUUGGUAAACCAGAUAGUGUUGUUGUUGUUGAAUCAAAGUUGACGAAGAUUGAAAAGUUUCGACGAAUAAUAAGUGAGAAGUUUGACAUUGAACCGAAGUCACAACGGUUGUUUUACGGCGGGAAACUGCUCGAAGACGGUUAUACAUUCCAUGACUACAACAUUAAAUUGAACGACGUCAUUCAGCUUAUGAUUAAAGUGCAACCCGUUGACAGCACAGAAACAGAAACCCAAAAGGUAAAUCAUGAACAAAAUAAUAAAACAAAAAGUAAUUCAAAAGUCUACCAAGAUGCAGAAAGUGAUUUAUAUUUAGUAGGAGAUUUAGUGGACACAAAGGAUAAAGAACAAGGUACAUGGUUAGAAGGAAAAAUAAUUCAAAUAGUCUAUGAUCCUGAAACUCUCAGUACCAAUGUAAGUCAUGAAAACAGGACGAAUGGAGACACAGAAGGAACUUCUGUCAAAGAAGAUGACCAUAACGAUGAACCAUCAAUAAUUCAAAAUGAUAAAAACGCCAAAGUCACGAAAGCAAGUAUUACUAAUUUUUUCAGUACACGUUCCAGAACGAAAAAACAAAAUGGGCACAAAUCGAGUGAAUCUAAUGAACUUAAGCCUGAUAGGUCCGUUUUGUACAAAAUACAAUUAGACGACGAUGAAGAGGAUUCAGAUUUAUACUGUACAGAAAAAGAAAUAAGGCCUCGAGCGCGUACUGUUUUGGAAAUAAAGGAUCUGAAAAUAGGUCAGAAGAUCAUGGUUAACUACAAUACAGAUGAACCGUUAGAAAAAGGAUAUUGGUAUGACUUCAAGGUAGAAGAGAUAAAAAAAAUAGCUUCCGGCCAUGAAUUGGUGGGCACCUUAUACCUAGGUGCGGAUUCAGUACCACAAAAUGAAACCAAAGUAAGAGUGCUUGAUAAAAUAUUUGCCAUUGAGGAGGUUGUACCUGUUAAAGAAAGAACUAAACAGUAUACCACUAUGAUGAAAACUCAACCUGAAAAAAGAUCACACGCAUUAAAUUGUUUAACAUGCCGCGAUGACGACAACAUGCCCUGCAAGGAUUGUGGCUGCUGCGUAUGCUUAGGGAAGAAGAACCCAGAAACAAUCGUGCUGUGCGACGAGUGCGAUCUGGGUUAUCACAUGACAUGUCUGCGGCCGCCGCUAACCGAAUUACCUGAUGACGACUGGUACUGUCCCAGUUGCGCACGAGAUACAGCAGCUGUUGUCGCGCCUGGUGCUGCACGCCAGCAGCGCAAACAGGCUCGUUCAAAUCGUGAUUGGGGACGAGGUAUGGCCUGCGUUGGAAAAACCAAGACUUGUACGAUGCCACCAAAUCACUUCGGUCCAAUCCCUGGAAUAGAAGUGGGCAUGUGUUGGAGGUUUAGAAUUCAACUCUCAGAGACUGGUGUACAUCGACCCCCAGUCUCUGGUAUACAUGGACGGGAUGUUGAGGGUGCGUACAGUAUUGUAUUAUCUGGCGGUUAUGAAGACGAUGUCGAUAACGGCAACGAGUUUACUUACACAGGCAGUGGUGGGCGCGAUCUAUCAGGCAACAAGCGUACGGCAGAACAGUCAUGUGACCAAACGCUCACACGUGAAAAUAAAGCACUGGCGCGCAACUGUGCUGCUGGCGAAGUAUCUGAAAAAGGCGGAGACGCAGGUGACGCAUGGCGAAACGGUAAACCUGUUCGUGUGGUUCGUUCGUAUAAAAUGUUGCGCCACUUCCCUAAGUACGCCCCAAGUGAGGGUAUCAGAUACGAUGGAAUCUAUAAAGUUGUGAAAUAUUAUCCAGAAAAGGGCCUAUCCGGAUUUAGAGUAUGGAAGUAUUUACUUCGUAGAGACGACCCGAACCCAGCGCCGUGGGAACCUAAUGCCAAGCAAUAUUCUAUCAUUUACCCUGACGGUUAUUUAGAAGCUGAAGCAGAAAAAAAGAAAUUAAAAGAGAAAAAGUCGAAAGGUAACAAAGGUAGCAAGAAGCAAGCAAGAGAGCCUAAUAAUUCAUCAGAUUCUGAUUGUAAGGUUUCGCCGCCCAAGAAGAAACGUAAAGUAUCAAACGAAAAACUGAAUACUGAAAAAAGUGAUGAUCCAAAGAAAAGUCCAAAGAAAAAAAUACCAAGUAUUUUUAAUGUUAAAAGUCCAAAUACCAAAAAUACAAAAAUAAACAGCAACCUACUGACACCAGAAGAGCAGGAUGCCAUCGAGGCGGAUACUUUGAACAGUAAAUUGUGGAAAGAAUGCCUUACCGUAUGCCAUGAAAGCGGUAAAAAAGAGUUUAUCGAGCAAGUUACGCAAGCUUUCCUCUGUAUUAUUUGUCAAGACGUAGCGGUUAACCCCAUCACCACACCUUGCUGUCACAACUUCUGUCUAGGGUGCCUGAAGCUGGCAUUCAAGAGCAACGCAAAGUGCUGCCCAUGUUGCCGACGUGGUCUCCAGGAGCCUCCGUCUUCGGAGAAUGUUAAUGAACAACUACGUGCUGCGCUACGAGCCGUCAUGCCUGGUUACGACGCUGGCAAGAAGUAACUUUGUCCCACUACUCUAUAAGUUGUUAACAAUAAACUUAAUAAACUGUUUUGCCGAAAAA